UUUGGGAGAGGGGCUUUGUCUUCUGGGAGUUGUGUUGAUUUGUUUGUUUGUUGAGGCAGGAUCUCGCUAGGUAGCUCAGGCUGGCCUGGAACUCACUGUGUAGACCAGACUAGUCUCAAACUUAGAGAUUGGUUUGCCUCUGCCUGCCGAAUGCUGGCCAUAAAGACGUGCCACCAUAUGCCCACCCACUUUUCACCUGUUUUAACACCAGCAACCUGGCACCCACCAAAGAACUUUUAUUUCUCUUCCUCAUCUGCCUCAGUUUCCCUCCUUCAUGGUAAACGACUCCCUAUUAGCCAAGAAGAGUCUGUUCUAGGGUCCCAGUCUGAUCAACUUCUCCUGAUUAGAAAAUGCAGGGCAGGGCAGGGAGUAGGGAGGAGAAGAUGAAGGCAGGUCAGUGCUGGUCUGCCUUCUGUUCCUACCUACUCACAAGCUUCCCUCAGAAGUGCGGAUGUACUAAUACGCUGCAGUGGGAUGACUGUGGAAAUGCAAAUGUAUUACAGUGGGGGCUUUUGGGUAUAACUGGAUCUGUGUAAUUUUUGUCUGUGAGUAUACAUUCAUGGGUGUGACUUGUAUGAGGUUACAUGACCAACGUAUGACUGUGAAUGGGUAUGAGUGCAACUGACUAUCAGGAGAUGCCACCGUGGAUCAUGGCUGUCCUGAGCUUCUGUAACCUCAGCCCCCUACAUCAUUCACUAGCUCUCUCCCAUCUUCUCUGUUGGGGCUUAGAAGCCCGUGGGGGAAAUGGCAGUCCUGGAAGGGGAUAAGGUCGCUGGCAACAGGCCAAGGGUUAGAAAGCCCAGCAUCACAAGAUAAGCCAGGCAUCACCACCUGGGUCUGACUCACCUAGUGCCUGAGGCAAAGCACAGCUAGAUAAAAGCUGGGGGAGCAGAGGAGAAAGAAAGGAGGAAACCUCUAGGCUGAGCAGCAUGGAGGGGCUCUCCCCCACCGGCAGCCUCCCGCUGAUAUUGUUGCUUCUGAGCCCAGCUCCUGACACAGCCUUGCCACUGCCCUCCAGCACUAGCUGCUGUACUCAGCUCUAUAGACAACCACUCCCAAACCGGCUGCUGAGGAGGAUCGUCCGUGUGGAACUGCAGGAGGCCGAUGGGGACUGUCACCUUCAGGCUGUUGUGCUUCACCUGGCUCGGCGCAGUGUUUGUGUUCAUCCCGAGAACCGCAGCCUGGCUCGGUGGUUAGAGCGCAAAGGGAAAAGGCUCCAGGUCACCGUACCCAGUUUCAAUCCGAUACUACAAAAGAAAAUGUACUCCAGCCCCCAACAGCAGAACUAAUAAAGCAACAUUAGACAAUAAUGUCCAAAAA
This is a messenger RNA of Arvicanthis niloticus (Nile rat), 1320 nucleotides long. Its product is annotated as C-C motif chemokine 27. Gene Ontology annotation, cellular component: extracellular region. Lineage: Eukaryota; Metazoa; Chordata; Mammalia; Rodentia; Muridae. Gene Ontology annotation, biological process: immune response. Gene Ontology annotation, molecular function: chemokine activity. The record is from RefSeq and is a predicted model, not a curated record.